Messenger RNA from Lates calcarifer (barramundi perch), 1424 nucleotides. RefSeq names its product homeodomain-interacting protein kinase 1-like. The transcript has a single exon. The coding region runs from base 1 to 1215 and encodes 404 amino acids. Gene Ontology annotation, biological process: peptidyl-serine phosphorylation; peptidyl-threonine phosphorylation; intrinsic apoptotic signaling pathway in response to DNA damage by p53 class mediator. Gene Ontology annotation, molecular function: protein serine/threonine kinase activity; transcription corepressor activity; SMAD binding. Gene Ontology annotation, cellular component: PML body; cytoplasm; nucleus. The record is from RefSeq and is a predicted model, not a curated record. NCBI's taxonomy places the organism in Eukaryota, Metazoa, Chordata, Actinopteri, Centropomidae.
AUGGGAAAUAUAAUUUCAAGAUUCAGGAGAGACAGACCUGUAAUUCUGUCUGGCAACUUGUUUGCGUACAAAGUCCAAACGUUUAUUGGAGAGGGGAAAUUUGGAAGAGUUGCUCACUGUACUACAUUGGGCACAAAAGAAAAUGUUGCAGUGAAGAUCUUUAAGAAGAACCCCAAUAAACUCCAGAUUGCUGUGCGAGAACUGCAAAUGAUGAAAAAGAUCAACAAUCUAGAUCCAGACAAGUACAAUUUGGUUCGCCAUAUUGAAUUUUUCAGUCAUGAAAAUUUUGUUUGUCUGGUAUUUGAGAAGCUUGAUAAGAACCUAAACGACUUCAUAAAACAGAAUGGAAAACUAAAUGUAAAGGAAAUUCGGCCAAUAGCGCAACAGAUGCUUGUUGCACUUGAUGCACUUAAACAUAUUGAUGUGAUUCACACAGAUAUAAAGCCUGACAAUGUCAUGCUUGUGGAUCACAGGAGGCAACCUUUUAAAAUUAAACUGAUAGAUUUUGGUGUGGCUGUUCUGGCCUCUCAAAACAAUCAAGGAAAAAUCAUGCAACCUCUUAUAUAUAGGUCUCCAGAAGUCAUGUUGGGCCUCCCAGUCACUGCUGCAAUAGAUAUGUGGUCUCUGGGGUGUCUCUUAGCUUAUCUGUACACCGGAAAGCACCUGUAUGAAGGGGCAGCCUGUGAAUAUGAUGUUAUGAGAUUAAUUGUUCAUUUGCAGGGUCAGCCAAGCAACCGAUUGCUGAGUGCUGGGAACAAAGCCCAGAAUUUUUUCAAAUAUACCAAAGGAAAAUGGAACCUGAAAACACCAAAGGAAAAAUAUUCUGAAACAACACAUGAUGUACUAAAGGGUGUGCACAUUCAGUCUCUAAAUGACCUGACUAUGUGCCACCCAAAACCAAAAUCUGAAAAGGAGAGUAAUGACAUGCAGGCAUUUCUGAGCCUGAUAACAUGGAUGCUACAUCCAGAUUUUGAUAGGAGACCCAAUCCCAGCGACGCUCUGCAACAUUCAUUUAUUGAAGAGAAACACCUGACAGAGUUACCUAAAAAUGACACUGUUGCUAAGCUGGGGGAACCAACAUCAAUCUCUCACCCAAAUGAGGAAGUACCAGGUGCCACUGCACGUACAGCCACCAGUGCCCUUAUUGUAAAUAUAGUUCCAGCAGACGAUCCUGGAGAAGGACCCUCGAGCCUAGCAAGACACCAAUUUUACUGAUACACACCGAGGAAUGAUUUACUGUGAAAAUGUCUCUCCUAUCUUGAAAUUACACAUGAAUUCACAGAUGUCCAGUUUUAAAGGCAUCUUGCAUUUGUUGAAAACAGUCCCAAAACUCCUCAUGCAAAUGUAACCUGAUUUGCGUGUAUCAGGUGAUCUGUGCACAAACAUUUAGCAAUCUCUAAAUAAAUACAAAAGAAUGUCACAAA